GUUCUUGCUGUUGUUUCUUGGACAAAACUGAAUGCUUUCAGUGCUGUUCUCUUUGAGAUUUUAAAUAACCACUUGCACAAUGUCAACAUACCGAUGCAAAGAAGAAAUGCCCUUCCUAGAAAGGAGUGUAAAGGAACUUGGUUGGAUCAAGUCGAACUACUGUCUUCUUAUAGCAGGCAUCGCUGGUAUAGAUUUCGCAGAAGAGUUACUGAAAAAAUUCCCUAAAUUGAGGAUAAUAGCCACAGACAAAGAAACGCAACUGAUAGAGUCGGCUCGAUACUACAAUACUUAUGAUAAUGUUACAUAUUGCGUUGCAGAUAUCGAAAAAAGAGAGACACUGAAAUUUUGGUUUGGGACAGCACGAAAAAUACUUUCCUAUCAUAAUUUGGAAAGAGUAACUAAUGUGAAGACUGCUUUUGAAAAUUUUUACGACUUGCUAGUUCCCGGAGGGACACUUGCAGUUCGUUUCACUCCACAGAAUUGUAUUUUCAAAUGGAUAAAAGAGGUUUCCUUUAGAUGGAGGCAGUUUGUAGGUGAUUUGAAAGCAACAUCUCUUCCACAGUUAACAGAGGAGAAUUCCGAUAUUUCCUUUCAAAAUAUGCUGAGAUCUAUUGGCUUUGAGAUUUUGUAUUUCAGAAACGUAGAUGAAUGUAGACAGUUUAAAUCAGACGCCCAAUGUAAAAAAUUUCUGCUUUCUUGUUGCUUCCCACUCUUCACCACCCUUCCUGAUCGAAUGAAAAGGGGUUUUGUGGAUGAUAUGUUCCAUAGGUUUGCAAAAUACUUUACAAAAGACGAACAGGGAGUUAUAACUGUGCACUACAGAGUACGUGAAAUGUUCCUCAAGAAGCCUCAAAAACUAUUGUGAAUUAUUUUAAUGUUGAAAGAAGCAUAUUGACGAGAUCGACAUUUUAUUGUUUUUAGUGACUGUCCGGUGAUUUUAUCAAAGAAUUGCAUUAUUGCAUUAAUACAAAACUGGG
Molecule: messenger RNA, 977 nt
Organism: Argiope bruennichi
Lineage: Eukaryota; Metazoa; Arthropoda; Arachnida; Araneae; Araneidae
Exons: 5
Coding region: 80-865 (261 amino acids)
Molecular function (GO): S-adenosylmethionine-dependent methyltransferase activity
Source: RefSeq, a predicted model, not a curated record